AUGGCGGAGUCCGACGGAUCCACCACUGCUGCGCUUCUCAAGCAAAUGGAGGAUAUACGCAGUCUCUCGGUGUGCAAGAUCUGCAUGAGAUCCCUCUACGAGCCGUUUAUUCUCUCAUGUGGUCACACGUACUGCUACACGUGCCUUACCAGCUGGUUUGGUGAAAAGCUCGUCAGGAAGGGCCAAGGCAACAAGAGAAACUGCCCAGACUGCAGGACCAAAAUCAGAGUACAACCGUCUCCCAAUUACCUCCUCCGAGAUCUUGUCCACAUGUUGAUUAGCCGAGCCGACUUGCUACCUGAAGAUGAGAGUGUACAGGACCACCAGCUAGCCAAGGAAGAAGAGGCGGCUUCCCUCGCAGCAGAUCGGAAGGGACCUGGCAUUUUCAAAGGCAUUUUCGAGAAGAAAGAACAGCGCGCAGGCAUUUGGGCUCGAGGUCUUAGAGAUGAAGAAGACAAUGUCGUCCGUUGCCCUGAUUGUCACUGGGAACUCGAAAAUGGUGAAUGCGGACGCUGUGGCUUCCUUGAAGACAUGUAUAAUUCGGCUAGCCCAUUCGAGUCCGAUGUCGGCACGGAUAUGUUAUCUGCUUCGGACUACGAUUCGGCGGAUACCCAAUACCUACGGCUCGUGCGUUCGAAUCUAAUGGAUUAUGAUGAUAUCGAGAGCGAACUCCCGUCAAGUGAAAUUGACGAGGAGGAAGACUAUGGCGAGGAUGAUGACAUGGAUGGAUUCAUCGACGAUGAAGCCGACGAGGAUCACGAUGACGCAAGUAGUCAGUCUACAAUGACUAUCUACAACCGACAAUGGGCAGGAGAUGCAAGACUUGCGAGUGCGCUCGAUACUGCAAGUGAACAGUCUGCUGGUGAUGAUAAUCAUCACGGUGUGAGAUAUCCGGACGUUGUUCGGCGUGCAGAAAGUGGUCCUUGGGCAAUGUCCGACGCUGAGACGAACUACGAUGAAGUGACAGAGGCCUCUGACGACGAGCCCGCCGAGACACCACCAAAUUGGCGAAGACCAAGAGCAGCGCGGAUUGUCUUGAGUGACGACGAUGAUGAUGAGGAUGUGGAAGAAGAGGGACGGGAUGUUGCUGAUCAGGAACCUGAGGAUGGAGAUGAUGGAGAUGAUGAAGAUGAGGAAGACGAGCUUGACGAACAGUUUCCAUCAGAACACUCGGAAACUGAGGCCAGUCAGGAUCACUCCGAAGUCAGCGCGCACGACGAACCGGCGGCCAUAGCCAUCAACCCUACAUGGUGGGAGACCAAAGACAAACUAGCCCAGUCCGGCAACACUUUCGCACACGUCCAAGAAGCAACAUGCCUCAAAAUCGCACCUCAGGACGACCGAACGGCUACCUGCAACCUUUCGGAAGACUGGGGCUUGGUCGGCGAAUACCAGUCGGAGACAUGA
This is a messenger RNA of Fonsecaea erecta, 1407 nucleotides long. RefSeq lists its product as hypothetical. The transcript has 2 exons. Gene Ontology annotation, cellular component: nucleus. The record is from RefSeq and is a predicted model, not a curated record. Bases 1 to 1407 code for a protein of 468 amino acids. Gene Ontology annotation, biological process: proteasome-mediated ubiquitin-dependent protein catabolic process. Gene Ontology annotation, molecular function: ubiquitin protein ligase activity; metal ion binding. NCBI's taxonomy places the organism in Eukaryota, Fungi, Ascomycota, Eurotiomycetes, Chaetothyriales, Herpotrichiellaceae.